Vitis vinifera (wine grape) is the source of this 1750-nucleotide messenger RNA. Its product is annotated as proline iminopeptidase. The record is from RefSeq and is a predicted model, not a curated record. Gene Ontology annotation, biological process: proteolysis. The coding region runs from base 270 to 1445 and encodes 391 amino acids. Gene Ontology annotation, cellular component: cytoplasm. NCBI's taxonomy places the organism in Eukaryota, Viridiplantae, Streptophyta, Magnoliopsida, Vitales, Vitaceae. Gene Ontology annotation, molecular function: aminopeptidase activity. The transcript has 11 exons.
AUAAAUUAAAUCUAUAACACAACCCACUUGAAUUUAAAUUUGGACCUCCUAACAUCAUGUUGGGUCCAACAAUUUUUAUUUAUUUUAUAUACAAAUACCAAACAAACAAUCAUCCAUGGAUGGAGAAUGGGUUCUCCAUUUUGAAAUGGGGAAUAAAGAAAUAAUACACAUAAGGACGAAUGAUGUUCGAUUUGGGCAUAGAAUAAGAGAAUGUGCCAUAUUAUCCCAUAAUUAUCGCUUUCAAAUUAACCAAUGACGAGAGGAAACUGAUGAUGUUGCGGGGUUUAGCCUUCAAUCCAAAAAUUCUUCACUUCUCUCCUUCUCUUCCUCUCUUUUCCUUAAAUUCCCCUUCUUUCUCUUCCCGUCUUCCAUCUUUCUCAGGAAGAAAGAAUUCCAUUUUACAGGCGCAAGGACUUGGUUUUAAGAGUGAGAACCAACUAGGCACAACAAUGGAUCUAGGCAAGGAAGUGCCGGAAUUAAAUAGGAAUCUUUAUCCACCUAUAGAGCCGUAUAGUUCAGGUUUUUUGAAGGUUUCAGAUCUUCAUUCAAUCUAUUGGGAGCAGUCAGGAAAUCCAAAUGGGCAUCCAGUUGUUUUCAUUCAUGGGGGCCCAGGAGGAGGGACCUCACCAAGUAACAGGACCUUCUUUGAUCCUGAUUUCUACCGAAUCAUUCUAUUUGAUCAGCGAGGUGCUGGUAAGAGCACACCCCAUGCAUGCUUGGUGGAUAACACCACCUGGGAUCUUGUCAAUGACAUUGAAAAGCUAAGAGAGCACUUGGAAAUUCCAGAAUGGCAGGUAUUUGGUGGGUCAUGGGGAAGUACACUGGCCCUUGCAUAUAGUCAGUCACACCCUGACAAGGUCACUGGUAUGGUCCUUAGAGGGAUCUUUCUGUUGCGGAAGAAGGAACUUGAUUGGUUUUAUGAGGGUGGUGCUGCUGCUAUAUAUCCUGAUGCUUGGGAGCCUUUUAGAGAUCUUAUUCCAGAAAAUGAAAGGGAUUGUUUAAUUGAUGCCUACCACAAGAGAUUAAACUCUGAUGAUAUGGAAACACAAUAUGCAGCUGCUAGAGCAUGGACAAAAUGGGAAAUGAUGACUGCUCAUCUUCUUCCAAAUGAAGAGAACAUCAAGAAAGGUGAUGAUGAUAAAUUUUCAUUGGCAUUUGCAAGGAUUGAAAAUCAUUACUUUGUGAACAAGGGUUUCUUUCCUUCAGAUUCAUUCCUGUUGGAUAAUAUUGAAAAGAUAAGGCAUAUUAAUGCUACAAUUGUACAGGGAAGAUAUGAUAUGUGCUGUCCUAUUAUGACAGCUUGGGAUCUUCAUAAAGCUUGGCCAGAGGCAGAUUUCAAGAUUGUGCCAGAUGCUGGUCAUUCGGCCAACGAACUAGGAAUAGCUGCUGAACUUGUUGCUGCAAAUGAGAAGCUGAAGAAUAUUAUCAAGAAUGGUGGACCCUGAGAUGAUUAGGUGCAGUACUCAAUUUAGAAAAUUACCAAUGCCCUAUACUAUAAUAAUAAGAAACUGAGAGGCAUUAUUCCCAGUACUAUCAUCUGAGAUUCACAAGAAAAUGGGUGUCACUGAUUUUGAAACUAAUUUUAAUAGGAUUUAAUUUAUGAAUGCUUUCUGGUCAUGUAUUUUUGCUCUGCUUUGGCAUUGCCCUGUAUUUUGAUGGAGUGGAGUCCCUUCAAGACAGAGUAUGAAGGAACUAUGUAGAGUCUUUAUUUCAAGUUCGUAAUGUCAGAAUGAGAAUGGUUUGAAAGGAA